AUGUAUGCCCGGACUGAGAAUCUGGUCAUUUUGGGCGACAUGAACGCCGACUGCUCUUACCUUACCAAAAAGGGUCGGGACAACCUUCGUUUGAGAAGAGACAGUCGGUAUAAAUGGCGCAUUACAGAUGAUAUGGACACAACUGUAUCCGUCCAGAAAUGCGCCUACGACAGGUUAGUUGCUGUUCUGUAA
Echinococcus granulosus is the source of this 192-nucleotide messenger RNA. RefSeq names its product Deoxyribonuclease-1-like protein. NCBI's taxonomy places the organism in Eukaryota, Metazoa, Platyhelminthes, Cestoda, Cyclophyllidea, Taeniidae. The record is from RefSeq and is a predicted model, not a curated record. The transcript has 2 exons. Gene Ontology annotation, biological process: DNA catabolic process. The coding region runs from base 1 to 192 and encodes 63 amino acids. Gene Ontology annotation, cellular component: nucleus.